GGAGCCGGUGGGGAGUGAUGUUUACUUUUUAUUCUGCUCGGUUUCAGGGUUUAAUGUUGACUCUAAACUACGCCAGCGUCCGGAAUCCUCUGAAAGAGGAAGAAAGGAGGAUUCAGUGAAAAACUUGGAGGCUUUUCUUGAGGUCGUUUUGAACCGAGUUGAGUCAGGAUGCCUUCACUGACCCUGAGAGGAGUCACGGUGGACUUUCCUUUUCCCCCCUAUGACUGUCAGAAAGACUACAUGGACAAAGUCAUCGAGUGUCUUCAGACGAAGACGAAUGGAGUCCUGGAGAGUCCCACAGGAACUGGUAAAACCCUCUGCCUGCUGUGUGCCACCCUGGCCUGGAGGCAGCACUUCAAGGACACCAUCUCUGCCCGCAAGAUCGCCGAGCGGCUGAACGGAGAGGAGAUGUUCCCAAACACUCCCCUGUCUUCAUGGGGGACGGCUGCUACGGACGGGGACAAACCAACUUACUACACAGACAUUCCCAAGAUCAUAUACGCCUCCAGGACACACUCGCAGCUCGCACAGGUCAUCAGCGAGUUAAAGAACACUUCCUACAGCCCAAAGGUGUGUGUGCUGGGGUCCAGAGAGCAGCUGUGUAUCAAUCCAGAGGUCAUGCGUCAGGAGAGCAACCACGUAAAGGUCCAUAUGUGCAGAGGAAAGGUUUCCACUCGCUCGUGUUUCUACUACAAUAAUGUUGAAGAGAAGAGCACAGACAGAGACUUGACCCAUUCCAUCCUAGAUGUGGAAGAUUUGGUUAAAUAUGGCAACAAGCAGAGGGUCUGUCCGUACUACCUCUCCCGUUCCCUCAAACAACAAGCCGACAUCAUCUUCAUGCCGUACAACUACCUGCUGGAUCCCAAGAGCCGCCGGGCGCACAACAUCGAGCUGAGCGGAGCGGUGGUCAUCUUCGAUGAAGCUCACAAUGUGGAGAAAACCUGCGAGGAGUCCACCUCCUUCGACCUCUCCCCGUACGACGUGGCGUCCGCCAUCACGGCCGUGGACCGGCUGCUGGCCGAGCAGGCCAAAGAGGCCAGCCACGGAGACGCCGUCUCUCCAGACUUCAACGUGGAGUCGCUCGGCUCUGGUUUAAAAAUAGAUAUAACAACUGUUGCUAAAGUCAAACAGAUCUUAUUGGAUCUGGAAGCUGCCAUCGAUUCCUAUGAAGUCCCGAGCGAAAGAGGCAUCACCAAACCUGGAAUCUUCAUCUACGAGCUGCUGGAGAGAGCCCACCUGACCUACAGCAGCAAGGCGGCGGUCAGCGAGGCCCUGGAGCAGAUCAUCGGACACCUGGCCGGACAGACCGGGAUCUUUCACAACACGGGCGGGCUGCAGAAGCUGAACGAGAUGAUCCAGCUGGUUUUCUGUGGCGAGGCAGCAGAAAAGGACAAGCAGCUGCUGAUGCAGACCAACACCGCUUAUUUCAAGGUUCACAUCCAUCAAGACAACAGCUCCAACAGGAGGAAGCAGAGCGCCGACGUCUGGGCGUCGUCCUCGUCCAAGAAACAAGGCAACGUCCUGAGCUACUGGUGCUUCUCUCCCGGCUUCAGCAUGCAGGAUCUGGUCAAUCAGGGAGUCCGGAGCAUCAUCCUGACCAGCGGGACGCUCUCCCCUCUGACCUCCUUCACCUCCGAGAUGAGGAUACAGUUUCCGGUGUCUCUGGAGAACCGGCACGUGAUCGAGCGGGACCAGAUCUUUGUCAGUGUCAUUGAGCGGGGCCCGGACGGCGUGCCGCUGAGCUCGGCUUUCGAUCGGAGGUUUGAUCCUAAAAAUAUGGCGUCUUUAGGCAACACUGUGGCGAACCUGAGCCGCGUGGUUCCUCACGGUCUCCUCGUCUUCUUCCCCUCCUUCCCUGUAAUGGAGAAAACGCUGGACUUCUGGAGAACUAACGGACAGGCGAAUCGCAUCGAGAACGUGAAACCCAUGUUUGUAGAACCUAAAGGGAAGGGAACCUUCACCGAGGUGAUCGACGGUUACUACAGCAAAGUGAACGACCCGACGUCUAAAGGAGGAAGCUUCUUCGCCGUGUGUCGAGGGAAGGCCAGCGAGGGUCUGGACUUUGCAGACACGUUCGGCCGCGGGGUCGUCGUCACCGGCCUGCCUUUCCCCCCGAAGCUGGACCCUCGAGUCGUCCUGAAGAUGCAGUUCCUGGAUGAGAUGAGCAGAAAGAGAGUCCCCGGGGUGAAGUAUCUGUCGGGACAGGAGUGGUACAGGCAGCAGGCGUUCCGGGCCGUCAACCAGGCCAUCGGGAGGGUGAUCCGCCACAAAGAGGACUUCGGGGCGAUCUUCCUGUGCGACCAGAGGUUUAAAUCCGCCGACGUCCGGGCCCACCUCCCGUCCUGGGUCCGGCCGCACGUCCGCCCCUACGACAGCUUCGGGAACAUAGUGCGGGACGCCUCGCAGUUCUUCAGGGUCGCACAAAAACUGAGGCCGGUGGUGAUGAAGCAGGCGGCGCCGCCGCCGGCGAGCCGCCCGGCGCCGGGCUCACCGGACUCACCAGACUCCCGGUCAUCCGGCUAUGCCUCCGGCUCCUCCGGGCUGACCUCGCACACCCAGAAGGCCAAGGCGCUGGACACACACCUGCCCAGCCUGAAGAGGAGGAGGACCGACGAUCCGGGCGGCGCCGCCGGCAUGGCCCGCAUCUGCGUGGAGUACGAGACGGAGGUGCAGGAGAGCCAGAGGAGGCCCGCCAGCCUGCUGGCCGCCCUGGAGCGAGGCGACCGCCACGGCGGAGACCCCGGCGAUGGCGGCCACGGCGAGGAGAAGGCCGGCCGCUGGUCCACGCUGUCGCUGCAGCACGAGAAGAGGAUGGACGACGAGGCGCGGGGAGGCCGGCGGAAGAUCCGGCUGCUGCAGGAGCAGCGGCCCGGCGAGGACGACGACGACGACAAGGCCGGCCGCGCCAAGAGGUUCCUGGCCGACAUGAAGAAGUCGCUGAGCCAGGUGAGCUUCGAGCGCCUGGUCCAGGCCCUGCAGGCCUACAAGAAGACGGACGACCUGGAGCGGCUGCUCGCCGAGACCGCCGUCCUCGCCGAGGACGCCAACACCCACGGCCUGCUGCGCGGGUUCUACCAGUUCGUCCGUCCGCAUCACAAGAAGGCGUUCGACGAGCGCUGCGCCCGGCUGACGGGGCGGGGCUGCGGGUUCAAGCCCGACCACUCGCUGUCCAGAGACGAGAGGAAGGCCGCGAUGCUGCAGGGCGCCGCCCCGGCUCCGCUCGGGCCUCCCGCCGUCGGCGUCGCGCCGUCGGCCUCCUGCAGCCAGCUGAACGGAGGAGGGGAGCACCUGAGCCAGCAGGGCCUCCGACAGCCGCAGACCAGCUCGGCCGCCAAGACGGAGCUCCACGCUGCGUUCCUCUCCGACGUGAAGCGAGCGCUGGGGGCGGAGCGCUCGGCCCGCCUCUUCCAGGCCGUCCACAGCUACAAGAAGUCGGACCACUACGAGAGCCUGGUGGCCACCGUGGUCGGCCUGCUCACCGAGCGGGACGAGGACUUCGGCCUCCUGACCCGCUUCGGGAUGUUCGUCCGCCCGCACCAUAAGAAGCAGUACAGGGAGAUGCUGGAGGCGCUGACGGGCGCAGACCCUCCUCCCGCCGAGAGCCCAGAGCAAACGCAAGCCGCCGUUCUGUCGCCUCCUCUGAAGACGCAAAGCAAGAUCUCCAGUUUUUUCUCCAGCAGCCAGCGGAGGUAGAAGUGGAGCCUCCAGCAGACCGAGCAUCAUGAAAUAGACGUCCAGACGCCGCCUGCUUCGUUUUAAUCCAAAGCAUCGAGACAGGAAUAUGUAAAGUUCUUAUGAAAUGUUUUUUUUUAUUAUAUUUUUUGAAAUAAAUGU
This is a messenger RNA of Salarias fasciatus (jewelled blenny), 3834 nucleotides long. It is a transcript of the gene rtel1, whose product is annotated as regulator of telomere elongation helicase 1. The transcript has 30 exons. NCBI's taxonomy places the organism in Eukaryota, Metazoa, Chordata, Actinopteri, Blenniiformes, Blenniidae. Gene Ontology annotation, cellular component: nucleus. Bases 169 to 3693 code for a protein of 1174 amino acids. The record is from RefSeq and is a predicted model, not a curated record. Gene Ontology annotation, biological process: DNA repair; DNA replication; negative regulation of t-circle formation. Gene Ontology annotation, molecular function: hydrolase activity, acting on acid anhydrides, in phosphorus-containing anhydrides; DNA polymerase binding; ATP binding.